Messenger RNA from Zootoca vivipara (common lizard), 3796 nucleotides. RefSeq names its product sperm microtubule inner protein 6 (gene SPMIP6). Gene Ontology annotation, cellular component: manchette; perinuclear region of cytoplasm. Lineage: Eukaryota; Metazoa; Chordata; Lepidosauria; Squamata; Lacertidae. The record is from RefSeq and is a predicted model, not a curated record. Gene Ontology annotation, molecular function: alpha-tubulin binding.
GACGGGGAAUUGUAUUACAAAAUAUCAGGAGGGCACUAGCUUGGGGAUAGCUGGUCUAAACUAUUGAUUGAUUGGAAAUCCAUGUUGGGUGUUAAAGCUUGGCUCUAUUCUACAAUGCUUUGGGAGACACCUGUUGCCUCGCUGCCUUUUUAACCUUGCCACAGAAACAGGUUUAGGGUGGUGGAGGUGGGACUCUCUCAUAUUGGUUUAUGCCAGGCAUCCCCAAACAACUCCCAUGAUUCCUAGCUAACAGGACUAGUGGUCGGGGAAGAUGGGAAUUGUAGUCCAAAACAUCUGGAGGGCCAAAGUUUGGGGAUGCCUGGUUUAUGCCCACUCAUAGUAAGCCAGCCUCUGUCUUCUAGCAAAUGUUUGUCUUGACUUUUGCUUUCUGAUUCAAAUGAUGUAGCACAGUCCUCAUUUUCCCAUCAUGUAGAAUACUGCCUUAAACAGAUCUGUUCAGUUGUGUAUUAUUAUUAUUAUUAUUAUUAUUAUUAUUAUUGUUAUUAUUUACCAACAGGUUUAUGCAUUAAUUUAUUUUUGAAAUGUGGUUUUUGGAAGACAUGAAACAUGUAUAAUAUUUUUUUAACAUUUCCAUUGCAGUAUUUAUCAUUGUUACUGGUUGUGUGUAGUGUAACAGAAUUAAUAUUAAAAAAAAGCAUAGAUAUGAAACCUGCCUCAGCAGCUUCAUUAGAAGAGAAGAGGAUGACUUUCUCCCAGUAAUUCCAAAAAUCUGUCAGCAAAUAAUAUAAAAAAACCUUUUGUUUGCUUUUGAGCCUAAAACAUGAUGCCCAAUUGUCCUUCCACAUCCCUUGUUGUCAUUAGUGCGCAGCUUCUCCAGUACCUAACAGGUGUGUCGCCUGCUCCUUUCAGCUCGCUCACCACUUUCUCACCUGCCCCAUUUCAAUCAAGUUCAUUUGCUGCAGGACAUACAACCUCCAUAUUGCUAGGCCAUAGGUAAUAUUUAUUUCAAUGUAGACGGGCCUUGCACAUCUGUUAACAGAAGCUGUCCUGAUCUUGAACAUUCCAUGACUAGCACCCUUCAGUAGUUAACCCCAGGAAACUUGUGAGCUUGAGGGACUUGCAUGCAACAGCCUAAUUUUUAGCCUAUGGCAGAUGUGCAUUACAGACACACUUUUAACUCACCUCGCAACACAGGUGUAUAGUCUCUAAAGAAAGCUACAUGGCAGAAGGUUCUCCAGGGAUGCAGUGUGGCAGAGCAUUUGCAGGAACCUGGCUCUUCCACAACCAAACACACACACACCCCUCCAUCCUAUUGUACGCACCGCACAGAGAGACCAAAAAUGGAAGUUUCCUACUUCCUGGCAAGCCUUGCAGUUGCUAGCUGCCCCUAUCCCAUUUGCAAAGCAGCUUCCCUGAGCGGAUCUGUGAAGUCUAGAUAAGCUGUUGCCACACAUUGUACAGACCCAGUUCUUGAAUCAUGUCCAAAACUGGCUUCUCUGUGCUUCCGAUCCAGUCAAUUGUGUCUUGUUUUUUCGCACACAUAUUUCUGUAAAAAAAUGUAUCCGUGCCUCAUAGGAGAGAUGGGAGUUUGAAUAGGGACUCUCCUCUUCUUCUUCGUCCCUCCCCACCCCAGUUAGCAGUUUGAUUUAAGCCAUUGAUCCUCGCUCUUAAGGGCUGCUUCAGAAGACUCUCUUGCAGUGCUGUUAUGUGAAUAUUCCAGCAGUGAGGGUCCCUUGUGCGCCGAUUCCACAGCAGGGAGCUAAAAACUUGAUGUGGACUUCCAAGUGAUGCUUAGUGUCAUUGUGCAGAUGAUUUCAAAUGGUGCAUUAAAGAACUUCAGGGACUCCUCAGUCAGAAGAGGAGCAAUAGCUGACAAAUUUCCCUACAAGAAAAAAUUGUUUGCUAUUACUGAUCAUCCAAGGGAGUGUGUUGUGCUCUAGGGUGUGCUUGCAGAAUACACCCGUGUGUGUGUGUGUGUGUGUGUGUGUCUGUACCCUGUGACAGCUUAAGUAUACACCAUAGGAUAUGCUUCUACGCUUUGCAAUGUACCAGGUGCUCUCAAGAGGUUCCUUUGCAGACGACUUGAUGUGGGAAGUUUUAAAAAUAUAUAUGCAAAAGCCCAUUAGUCCCCACAAGGGGGAGCAUUUUGCAAACUAACAGGCUCUGUGCUCUGAAGAGGAAGGGCUGUUUUGCAGAUCCUUCCUCAAGCAGAGCGGCUUCCUCCCAUCCAUUACCUGCCACAGUCUUCUGCUUGACCUCACUUUUCUAGGUCUGCAUGACCCAAGUGCUUUUGCACAGGAGAGAUUUUGCUGCAGGUUUUGCUAGCAUCUCGUUUGCCUAUCACGACAGCGACUUCAGAGCUUAAAAACAGUAAUAAACAGGAGAGCAUGCAAUGUGCAGCUAGGAAGUAGAUCGCUUGCUAGGAAGGGAGGGAGGAUUUCCAAGGCAGGGCUCCUCCAGUGGGAGAGGGGAGCUCCCUCCUCCCCCUGCUUCCAGGGGGCAGCAAGACGCAGAUUCCAAGCGAACCAGCCAACACCCCUUGCCACAGAACCAGCCACUUCUCCUACUCAAAGCCUUUGGCCCUUAGCCCCAUCCCUGUCUGGGCCUUCUCCCCCCACUUCUGCAGCACUGAUCCUGCCAACUGUGACAUCACGCGUGAUGCAAGAGGCUGGCUGCUGGGAGGGGCUAUGACCCUCAAGAAAAGCCACUCACCAAUUUUGCCCCACCGGCAUGAAGAGCCCCUCUCCCCUUUUGACCACUCACGGCAGCAACAGCGGGGGGAAGAUCUGUGAACUCGAUGAAGUUGAUGCUCAAGACGUCCCUUCUGAUGAAGUGUACCCCACCAGUUGUCCCAGUGACCGUUGUGCCGACUCCCAAGUUCUCCAAAAUCUGCCAGUCCCUGAGUCAAGAUGUUCCUCUUCGCCAACAAAACCAAGACCCCCAUCAGCACCUACACGGACUCCUACAGGGCUCCGAAUACCAUGAAGAAGACCUACGAUGAAGCUCCGUUGGCCCUGUGGAGUGAAAACAAGUUCCUGACGCCGGGCUUGAGCGUGCCCAGAAUUGACCACCCGAUAGACCAAAACCGCCUGGAGAAUUUGGUGAAGAAGGCAGUACAGGAAUACACCUAUAAGAACUCCAUAGAACCAACAGCUUACCGGCCGUACAAAUACUGGGUAACCAGGGAGGAAGAGAGGUUCAACCCGGUCUUCCUUGCAGACGACAGGUACUCAACGUGGAGAACGGGGCCCUACAACAGCGCGGCAUGGAAUCGAUACACCACGUACCUUCCACGGAUCCCUCGGGAGGCUGGGUUAGAGUCGAUCCUUCGUGGGAUGCCCAUGCAAUACCCUCCGAAACCUGAGCGUCUCAACAAUUACGAACGGGAAGUGGUGGUUAACAUGUUGAACAGCUUGUCUCGGAAGCAGCUUCCAUCCAUACAGCACCGUUACACCAUCCCAGGAAGGAUGCCAUACCAAGGCUACUACAGCCCCUGCACGGGACGCCAUUACUGCUUGCGAGGAAUGGACUACUACGUCGAUGGAGCGCCCACCAACGAGCGACAGAUCAGCCAGCUAGUUGAGAAGAUUGUAAGGAAUUUCCCGUACUACGACCACCACCACGAAAUGACACUCUGUGCACGAAUGCCCAGCCUGCCGCCUGGUUUCCCGUAUAUGAACCUUAGGUGGGAUACAAGCCAUUUUAAGAAGGCUGGAGGGGCACAGAGGGACAGCUUUAUCAUUCAUCCUGAAUUUGUUUCGGAGUCCUUCCCCCAUCCACCGUGUUGGUAGUAGAGAGUUGAGACAGGCUGCCAUUAAAAUUGCCGCUGGUGACU